Messenger RNA from Oppia nitens, 1066 nucleotides. Its product is annotated as homeobox protein orthopedia-like. Gene Ontology annotation, biological process: neuron differentiation; regulation of DNA-templated transcription. Lineage: Eukaryota; Metazoa; Arthropoda; Arachnida; Sarcoptiformes; Oppiidae. Gene Ontology annotation, molecular function: DNA-binding transcription factor activity, RNA polymerase II-specific; DNA binding. The record is from RefSeq and is a predicted model, not a curated record. The coding region runs from base 95 to 1066 and encodes 323 amino acids. The transcript is spliced from 4 exons.
UUAUAACUUUCAGGACUUCCCUAUUACUUACCCGAGUAUUAUACAUACAGUGGAUGAUCUGAAACAGGAUUCCGUGAUCAAUAAGUCUAUUUUCAUGGACAUCCAGCAACAGGCAGCAGCUGCGGGACUCAUUAUGCCGCACCAUCAGGCAAACAGUUCCAUCAGUAGGUCUUAUUCACCUCAUGAGGCAUUUGGUGGACAACAGCGAUCAUUAGGUGCUUACUCUUUUGCUGCUAUGAAUAACUCACAGAUUCAUAACACAUACUCUCAUCAUACCGGACACCCAUAUCUCAGCACUUAUCCAACAAAUCUAACUACAUGUCCAUCACCUCCAAGAGACGUAGGGAAAGUCGAUCCCAACAAUGAGGCCUCAAAUACAUUGAAAACUACAAACGGCUCGACCGGUAGCUUACUUGGCAAUAGCAGUGCACACCAUCAACUUCAACAUCUUCUUCAACAACAACUUCAUUCACAUCAUAACUCAAAAAAUAACAUUCAGUUUUUGGGAGAGAACGGACAUAAUAGCACUUCCAAUCAUAUAACGAGCACACCAUCUGAAAACUCAUCAGCACUGGUAGUAAGUGUCUCGCAGUCUAAUAACAAUACCAAUGAUGGCAAUUCCCAUCAUCAGACCAUAAGUAACCAUUCAAGUCAAGACAAACCUAGCAAACAGAAGAGACAUCGGACCCGAUUCACACCGGCACAGCUACAGGAGCUCGAGAGAAGUUUUGGUAAAACUCAUUAUCCAGACAUCUUCAUGAGGGAAGAGCUAGCCAUGAGAAUCGGUCUGACGGAGUCUCGCGUUCAGGUUUGGUUUCAAAAUAGGAGAGCCAAAUGGAAGAAACGAAAGAAGACAACGAAUGUAUUCCGAAGUCCGGGAGCUUUACUUCCAUCUCAUCCUUUGCCACCAUUUGGUUCAUCAACUGAUAGUUUGUAUUCAACCGGACCAACACAUGAUAGUCGGUGGCCAAUGGGUACGGGUAUGAAUCAGAUGUCAAUUCAUAGUCUUCCUAUCGGCUUUAGUCUUACCCGACAACCGACUACUUUUGGCGACAAUUUUAAUUAA